AUGGCACCUCCAAAUGAUUCUUUAAAUUCAAUCCUCAUCGUGUCCCAACCCGAGAGUUUGGAACAAUACUUUGAUCUUUCUAAUGGAAAUCUUAGUGUUAGAGGAGUUCCAUUGCUCUCUGAAGUUCCAAGCAAUGUCACUUUGAAUCCCUUUUACUCAAUCUGCCAGCCGUCUGAUGAUGUUCCACUUCCUCUGCUCCACCGUGUCGGUGCCUUGUCCCACAAGGGAGGGUUCCUUGGAUUCAACAAGGAGGAGCCUUCGGAUAGGUUGAUAAACUCCUUGGGCAGAUUUAGCGGCAGGGAUUUUCUUAGCAUCUUUAGGUUCAAGACAUGGUGGUCUACCAUGUGGGUGGGAAACUCUGGGUCAAAUGUGCAACUGGAGACCCAAUGGGUUCUUUUUGAUGUCCCUGAAAUAAAGUCCUAUGUCAUAAUCAUCCCCAUUGUUGAUGGCUCUUUUAGGUCUGCUCUUCAACCUGGCACUGAUGGCCAUGUCAUGAUCUGUGCUGAGAGUGGUUCUACCCAAGUGAAAGCAUCGAAUUUCGAUGCCAUUGCUUAUAUCCAUGCUUCUGACAAUCCCUACAACUUGAUGAAAGAGGCCUUUAGUGCUAUUAGGGUCCAUCUCGAUACUUUUAGGCUGUUGGAAGAGAAAACAGUCCCAAAUCUUGUUGACAAAUUUGGUUGGUGCACUUGGGAUUCCUUCUACUUAACUGUAGAACCUGUUGGUAUCUGGCAUGGUAUCAAUGAAUUUGCUGAAGGCGGUGUAUCUCCUCGCUUUCUCAUCGUUGAUGAUGGCUGGCAAAGCAUCAAUUUUGAUGAUGAUCAGGAUCCAAGUGAGGACGCGAAAAAUUUAGUUCUCUGUGGGAGUCAAAUGACUGCUAGGCUUCACAGGCUUGAUGAGUGCAAGAAGUUCAAGAACUACAAAGGUGGAUGCAUGUUGGGUCCCAACGCUCCUUCAUUUGAUCCGAAAAGGCCAAAGAUGUUGAUAGGCAAAGCAGUUGAACUAGAGCAUGCUGAGAAGGCCCGUGACAAGGCCAUUCAAUCUGGAGUCACUGACUUAUCCGAGUUUGAAAGGAAAAUUCAGAAGUUGAAUCAGGAGUUGAAUGAGUUACUUGGUGGAGAAGAAAGCAGUGUUUCUAAUAAUGGCUGUGAAAGAAGUCCUUGCGGGGCUGAAAGCUAUGGGCUUAAGGCUUUCACAAGUGACUUGAGAACCAAGUUUAAGGGUUUGGAUGAUAUAUAUGUGUGGCAUGCUCUUUGUGGUGCCUGGUCUGGUGUUAAGCCAGGUGCAACCCACCUCAAUGCAAAGGUCACUCCCUGCAUUGUCUCUCCUGGACUUGACGGGACGAUGAAUGAUCUCGCUGUGGAUAAAGUCGUUGAGGGUGGGAUGGGACUUGUUCAUCCGGACCAUGCUAAUCUUUUAUAUGACUCUAUGCACUCGUACCUUUCCGGAGUUGGUAUCACAGGAGUCAAAGUGGAUGUUAUUCAUACUCUUGAAUAUGUGUCCGAGGAAUAUGGAGGCCGUGUGGAGCUUGCAAAGGCUUAUUACAAGGGGCUGAGUGAUUCUCUUGUGAAGAACUUCAAUGGGAGUGGGCUUAUUUCUAGCAUGCAACAAUGCAAUGACUUCUUCUUCCUUGGGACAAGGCAAAUCUCUAUGGGAAGAGCUGGAGAUGAUUUUUGGUUCCAGGAUCCAAGUGGAGAUCCUAUGGGAGUUUACUGGUUACAAGGUGUGCAUAUGAUCCACUGUUCCUACAACAGCAUGUGGAUGGGUCAGAUGAUAGUCCCUGAUUGGGAUAUGUUCCAAUCAGACCAUCUGUGUGCCAAAUAUCAUGCUGGAUCCAGGGCUAUCUGUGGAGGUCCAGUGUAUUUAAGUGACUACGUCGGUAGCCAUGAUUUCGAUCUCAUAAAGAAGCUUGUUCACCCAGAUGGUACCAUUCCCAAGUGCCAGAACUUUGCCCUUCCAACAAGGGACUGCCUCUUCAAAAACCCUUUAUUUGACAACAAGACUGCUCUCAAAAUUUGGAACUUGAACAAGUAUGGUGGAGUGAUUGGAGGGUUCAACUGCCAAGGGGCUGGUUGGGACCCCAAGGAGCACAGGAUCAAAGGCUAUCCAGAUUGCUACAAGCCAAUCUUUUGUUCAGUGCAUGUUUCUGAUAUUGAAUGGGAUCAAAACAUAGAAGCAGCCUAUUUGGGCAAGGCUGAAGAGUACCUGGUCUAUCUCAACCAGGCUGAUGAGCUGCGCCUUGUGACUCCAAAAUCUGCUGCAAUUCAAAGCACUCUCCAGCCGUCUUCGUUCGAGCUUUUCACCUUUGUGCCAGUCCAAAAGCUCAGCGAUAGCAUCAAAUUCGCGCCAAUUGGACUUACAAACAUGUUCAACAGUGGAGGAACCGUCCAAGAGUUGGAGUACGAAAGUGAGGGUGAGUUUAGUGCCAAGAUGAAGGUUAAAGGAGGAGGCAAUUUCUUGGCCUACUCAAGUGGAUGUCCAAAGAAAUGUUAUUUGAACGGUGCUGAGGUGGCUAUCGAGUGGUCCGAGGGCAAACUGAACUUGAGUCUUCCUUGGGUUGAAGAAGCUGCUGGCAUUUCUGAGUUGGGUUUUGUGUUUUGA
Messenger RNA from Prunus persica (peach), 2598 nucleotides. RefSeq names its product stachyose synthase. The record is from RefSeq and is a predicted model, not a curated record. The transcript has 4 exons. Lineage: Eukaryota; Viridiplantae; Streptophyta; Magnoliopsida; Rosales; Rosaceae. Bases 1 to 2598 code for a protein of 865 amino acids.